GGGGGCUGGAUCCUGCCCGCUGCCGAACCGCACUGGGGACAGGGGCACAGGGGCUCCACUGCCGCCAGCCCCCGCGCGGACACCGCCAACCGGAGCCAUGGCGUCGCAGCUGGAAGGGGCCAUGGAGACGCUCAUCAACGUCUUCCACCACUACUCGGGCAAAGAGGGGGACAAGUACAAGCUGAGCAAGAAGGAGCUGAAGGAGCUGCUGCAGAGCGAGCUGGGCUGCUUCCUGGAGACCCAGAAGGACACGGGUGCCGUGGAGAAGAUCAUGCAGGACCUGGAUGAGAACGGCGACGGGGAGGUGGACUUCCAGGAGUACGUGGUCCUGGUGGCCGCCCUCACCGUGGCCUGCAACACCUUCUUCUGGGAGAACGCCUGACCCAGGCCAGUCCCCGCCCCGCGCCCAAGCCACCAGCCACGGCGUCCCCAAAAUGCAGAGCCCCCCCCCGCCACCCUCCCAGCUCGCCCUCUGCUCCCCAGCACACCUGGGGGAUCCCACCGGGAUCCAGCUCCACAAUAAAGGCACCAACCCAGCCA
This is a messenger RNA of Aptenodytes forsteri (emperor penguin), 540 nucleotides long. RefSeq names its product S100 calcium binding protein A1 (gene S100A1). Gene Ontology annotation, molecular function: S100 protein binding; calcium ion binding. The coding region runs from base 98 to 382 and encodes 94 amino acids. NCBI's taxonomy places the organism in Eukaryota, Metazoa, Chordata, Aves, Sphenisciformes, Spheniscidae. The record is from RefSeq and is a predicted model, not a curated record. The transcript is spliced from 4 exons. Gene Ontology annotation, cellular component: sarcoplasmic reticulum.